AUGUGUGUGUAUCCUUCUUGUUUCUUCUCCCAGGACCCAGACAGACAGCACCAGGACCAGUCUCACCCUUGGCACCCCCACCAUGUCUGUGUGACCUCCAGCCUGACACAGCGAUGGACAGAACACACUGCGUUCUGCUGUCCCUCUGCUAGGAGCGGGACAUCCCACAGGACAGGAGACAUGUUGGGACAGAGGCGCUGUGACCACUGCACUGACUUCUGCGACUAUACCGACCUCUGCAGUAACCAUGGAGACGGCGUGGAGAACCGGACUGCCCUGCACUAUGGUCAUUGUUGUGGCUCUGACUGUGCAGAUGGCCCGAGGGCACAGGCAUGA
This is a messenger RNA of Knipowitschia caucasica, 336 nucleotides long. The record is from the annotation of a GenBank genome assembly. NCBI's taxonomy places the organism in Eukaryota, Metazoa, Chordata, Actinopteri, Gobiiformes, Gobiidae.